Molecule: messenger RNA, 1161 nt
Organism: Aspergillus luchuensis
Lineage: Eukaryota; Fungi; Ascomycota; Eurotiomycetes; Eurotiales; Aspergillaceae
Exons: 2
Coding region: 1-1161 (386 amino acids)
Source: RefSeq, a predicted model, not a curated record
AUGCACCUCCGUUCGUGCCUUGUGGGGAGUAUUCUCGCUCUCGGCGCCAACGCCUUCCUCGUUAUCCCCGAAGUCGAGGAAGCCGUCGCCCCUGAGGGUGACUUCCCUCCCCUCCACCCUUUGGAGGUUUAUGCUCCCAAGAAAGAGCAGGUUGAGCUUGCCUGCACCGAAUGUCCGUUCCGUGAAGUCAGCGAGGAUGGGAAGGUCAGCUGGACUGACGGCUUCCAAACCUCUUUGUUGGUUGACUUCUCCACUGAAAAUGGCUUCCUUCUGGCCAACGGUCGUCAAAUCUUCCCUCCGCCACCUCCCACUCUCAUCACUGCCGUUCAGCGCCGGGCGUCGGAUGGCGUAGAAACGGAACCCAUCCCGUUGGGAUACGCUGUGGAGGAAAUGCCUUUGCCCACUCCGCCUGAGGACCCUAUGGAUUUGGUCGCUGUGCGUUUCACUGUCCUCGACCUCGAUAGUCGCCCGGUCCCCUUGGAUACGGUGGCUUUGACGCUUCUCCAUGACCCUAGCAGCGGCGAGCUGUACAUCGCCAAGACUGAGAUCGAAGAAGCGACCCCCGACCGCGUCUCUUGGAAACAGUGCCGCGGAAAGCCCAAGUGUCUGAGGAAGCUAUUGUUCAACCGGAUGCGUGCCUUGUUCGCAGCGGCCAAGGCCCGUAUGCUUGGAAUGGCACCUAAGCCGAAGGGCUGCGGUGGUCCUCACGGUUUGGGCUUGCCUCCCCCGCCCCGGCCGCACCAUCAUCACCACCACCACCCCGACGACAAGUUUGACCCUGAGCGCAUGCCGCCCAUGGAGGGAGAGGAGGCCGGGUUCCACGGCCACAUGGACAAGUUUGACCGCCCCCACCAUCAUCACCACAUGCACCACAUGCACCAUGGCCAGUGGGAACGCACCGUCCACCGCGUGGUCCGUUUCAUCGUCGUUCCCGCUGUGCUGGGUGUGUUGGCUGGUCUGGCCGCGAGCGCUCUUGGUAUGCUGGUUGGCCAGAUCGUGGUCUUCAUGUGGCAGCGUUUCCGCCGGUCUACUCCCAAGAAGUCUUUGGAACAGGGUACUGUGUCUGAAAAGCAGGGUCUGAUGAUGGAGUCCGAAGAUCUUCCCCCGGCGUACAGUGAUGAAGAGCCUGUAGCUGAGGAAGUAUCUUCGGCUAAGAAUUAA